AUGUGUACUUAUCUACCUACUUAUCUCUCCACAUUACUUAUCGCCGUACUGUUGCGAGCCUUGUUGUCUCACAAGCAGUUGACAGUCAGAUUUGUCAUUGUUGAGUGCUCCAAAACAGUGCAUUGCGACAAAGCAUCUAUCUGUCUAUCAAGUCUAUUCAUAUGCAUAUUUGUAUGUCUAUCUAUCUAUCUAUCUAUCUAUCUAUCUAUCUAUCUAUCAGUCUCUUCAGUAUCUAUCUAUCUAUCUAUCUAUCUAUCUAUCUAUCUAUCUAUCUAUCUAUACUUCUAUUCAUCUAUCUAUCUAUCUAUCUAUCUAUCUAUCUAUCUAUCUAUCUAUCUAUCAGUCUCUUCAGUAUCUAUCUAUCUAUCUACCUAUCUAUACUUGUCUGUUUAUAAAUAUAUCUAUCAGUCUCUUCAGUAUCUAUCUAUCAGUCUCUUCAGUAUCUAUCUAUCAGUAUCUAUCUAUCCAUGUAUGUAUCUCUUCAAUAUCUAUCUAUCUAUCAGUCUCUUCAGUAUCUAUCUAUGUAUCUCUUCAGUAUCUAUCUAUCAGUUUCUAUCUAUCUAUCUAUCUAUCUAUCUAUCUAUCUAUCUAUCUAUCUCUUCAUUCAGUCUCUUCUCUCUAUCUAUCUAUCUAUCUAUCUAUCUAUCUCUUCAGUAUCUCUUCAGUAUCUAUCUAUCUAUCUAUCUAUCUAUCUAUCUAUCUAUCUAUCUAUCUAUUCGAUUUUUAAUACUUUCAUAUCUAUCUAUCUAUCUAUCUAUCUAUCUAUCUCAUACUAUCUAUCUAUCUCGAACCAUUUCUUUCUAUCUAUCUAUCUAUCUAUCUAUCUAUCUAUCUAUCUAUCUAUCUAUCUAUCUAUCUCAUGCCAUUUCUUUUUAUCUAUCUCAAGCUAUUUCUAUCUAUCUAUCUAUCUAUCUAUCUAUCUAUCUAUCUAUCUAUCUCAUGCCAUUCCUAUCUAUCUAUCGAUCUAUCUAUAUUGAGAUAGAUAAAAAGAAAGAAAUGGCUUUUAUCUAUCACAAGCCAUUUCUUUUUAUCUAUCUAUCUAUCUAUCUAUCUAUCUAUCUAUCUAUCUAUCUAUCUAUCUAUCAGCCAUUUUUUCUUUCUUUCUUACUUUCACAAUCAGAUCUGUGUUAUCCAUGA
Messenger RNA from Acanthosepion pharaonis, 1137 nucleotides. NCBI's taxonomy places the organism in Eukaryota, Metazoa, Mollusca, Cephalopoda, Sepiida, Sepiidae. The record is from the annotation of a GenBank genome assembly.